UAGGACCAACCGUGGGGAGCUGCUCCCAGGAUCUGGUGUCCCGGUUUGGGACCAUGGUGAGAUGGAGAGGAGGAGGAGAGUAGCUCGAGCCCGAGGAGCUGCAGCCAAGACAGAGCCCUUUCCUGGCUCCCUCCUUGCCCUGUCCCCAGACCUCGUGUAUUUCUCCAAGGAUGUAAUCACUAAAAUUUGGGACUGUGUGUCCGAGUGCUGCCGCCAAGACCUGCUGCUGAAGAAGAGGGUCGGGCUGAUGGGCCUGGGGACCAUCCACAUCAUGAAAAAACCCAUCUGGCAGGGAAAACUGGAAGGUUUCUUGGUUGACAGUCCCGAGUUCGACCUGGACAAGCCAUUCCUGGUGGGGAACAAGCUCCCUCAUGGGAACAGUCUGGCGCCUGAGCUCUCCAAAGCCGACGAACUGGUCUGUGCCGAGGUUGCCCUGCGCCUGCACGUGCCCAAGGCCACCGUGGUGAUGUGCAUCAAGGCCACCACGAGGGUCUUUGAGUGGGCCUUGUCCAGCAGGCAGAACUUCGACUUCGUGUUCAAGGACAUCGGUGUCCUGGUGUGCCGAGGGGGGCACGUGGCCAUGAGGUUCUUCGAGGACCUGGCCCGGGAGGUGGCUCAGUCCGAGAACCUGGCAGACAGUUUGCUCCAGUCACCAAACCUGAGGCAAUCAUUCAUAGCCCACACGGAAAAGGACAUUUCCGAGCUGCCUCCUGGAGGUGUCUUGGUGUUGCCACACUUUGUGCAGGUGGAUGGGAAGUCAAAGCCACAUCCUGUGAAUGCUUCCCUGCAGAGCACUGGAACAACGAGUGCUGAGCUCCAGCCGACUCCGGGGACUGUUCCUGGCCAGCGCCUUCUUUCUCGCCCACGUGUUUCUCCGAGUCGGAUACGGGAUGUGGAAAAGAGAAAAGCUGAUGCUGGAGGGCAGAGAGGGAGUUUGCUACCUCCCAUUAUUGGGAGCUCUGGGCAGAAGGGCAGAGCUGUGGAGCAGAUGGAAGCACCUGGAGCUGGUGUCCUUGCUCCCAGAAGGCAGUUCCCACCCGUGGCAGAGCAGGGGAGGCAGGAGAAGGAAGCUGCCUCCCCCCCCGGGCAGUUUGAGAGGGUGAGGAAGAAGAGGGCGGCCGCUGUGGCAGGAGUGGCAGCUGCCUUGUCCCCACAGGGAGAGGAGACCAUGAAAACCCCUUCCCCUCUUGGCAGGAGGCCAAAGCCAAAGACACCACGAGCAAAGCAGGUCCUGGCAAACCUGGAGUCGUUCCGGGUGUCCCGGGAGCAGUGUAUGAAGGCCCUGCAGAUCAACAAGCUGAGGAAAUGGUCCCAAGACAGCUCCUCUGCUUGGUGAAGCAGGAGCAGCUCCAUGACCCCAGAGAAGAGCAGAAGCGGGACGUGGGCUCAGGGCAGCCACAGUGCACCAGGAAAAAUGGAAUAAAGGAAUCCCUCACCUGGG
This is a messenger RNA of Pipra filicauda (Wire-tailed manakin), 1441 nucleotides long. Its product is annotated as coiled-coil domain-containing protein 81-like. The record is from RefSeq and is a predicted model, not a curated record. The transcript is spliced from 11 exons. NCBI's taxonomy places the organism in Eukaryota, Metazoa, Chordata, Aves, Passeriformes, Pipridae. Gene Ontology annotation, cellular component: centrosome. The coding region runs from base 62 to 1336 and encodes 424 amino acids.